Talpa occidentalis (Iberian mole) is the source of this 4496-nucleotide messenger RNA. It is a transcript of the gene ENC1, whose product is annotated as ectodermal-neural cortex 1. The transcript has 3 exons. The record is from RefSeq and is a predicted model, not a curated record. NCBI's taxonomy places the organism in Eukaryota, Metazoa, Chordata, Mammalia, Eulipotyphla, Talpidae. Gene Ontology annotation, molecular function: protein binding. Bases 138 to 1907 code for a protein of 589 amino acids.
CGCUCCUUUCGCCCGGGCAGUGGCCGCCGCUCCCCGGUGCUGAGACGUCCGCUUCGCCGCCUCCCGGCUCGGUGACCCCGGCAGAAACCCAGCUGGUCGUGCGUGGAGGCCGGUCGCCACCGCUGAGUGGAAACAAAAUGUCAGUCAGUGUGCAUGAGAACAGCAAGUCCCGGGCCAGCAGCGGCUCCAUUAACAUCUAUCUGUUUCACAAGUCUUCCUACGCUGACAGUGUCCUCACUCACUUGAACCUUUUGCGCCAGCAGCGCCUCUUUACUGAUGUCCUUCUCCAUGCUGGAAACAGGACCUUCCCAUGUCACCGGGCAGUGCUGGCAGCGUGCAGCCGCUACUUUGAAGCCAUGUUCAGUGGCGGCCUGAAAGAGAGCCAGGACAGCGAAGUCAACUUCGACAACUCCAUCCACCCGGAAGUCUUAGAGCUGCUUCUUGACUACGCCUAUUCCUCCCGGGUCAUCAUCAACGAAGAAAAUGCAGAAUCGCUCCUGGAAGCUGGUGACAUGCUAGAGUUUCAAGACAUCCGGGAUGCAUGUGCAGAGUUCCUGGAAAAAAACCUGCAUCCCACCAACUGCCUGGGCAUGUUGCUGCUGUCCGAUGCUCACCAGUGCACGAAACUCUACGAACUCUCCUGGAGAAUGUGUCUCAGCAACUUUCAAACCAUUAGGAAGAAUGAAGAUUUCCUCCAGCUGCCCCAGGACAUGGUAGUGCAGCUCUUGUCCAGUGAAGAGCUGGAGACAGAAGAUGAAAGGCUUGUGUACGAGUCUGCAAUUAACUGGAUCAGCUAUGACCUGAAGAAGCGCUACUGCUACCUCCCAGAGCUGCUGCAGACUGUGAGGCUGGCUCUCCUGCCAGCCAUCUAUCUCAUGGAGAAUGUGGCCAUGGAGGAACUCAUCACCAAGCAGAGAAAAAGCAAGGAGAUCGUGGAAGAGGCCAUCAGGUGCAAACUGAAAAUCCUGCAGAACGACGGAGUGGUGACCAGCCUCUGUGCCCGGCCUCGGAAAACUGGCCAUGCCCUGUUCCUCUUGGGAGGACAGACUUUCAUGUGUGACAAACUGUAUCUGGUCGACCAGAAGGCCAAAGAAAUCAUUCCCAAGGCGGACAUUCCCAGUCCAAGGAAAGAGUUCAGUGCAUGUGCGAUUGGCUGCAAAGUGUACAUUACUGGGGGACGAGGGUCUGAGAAUGGAGUCUCGAAAGAUGUCUGGGUGUACGAUACCCUGCAUGAAGAGUGGUCCAAAGCCGCCCCCAUGCUGGUGGCCAGGUUUGGCCAUGGCUCUGCUGAACUGAAGCACUGCCUGUAUGUGGUUGGGGGCCACACAGCUGCAACCGGCUGCCUCCCGGCUUCCCCCUCGGUCUCUCUAAAGCAAGUAGAACAUUAUGACCCCACAACCAACAAAUGGACCAUGGUGGCCCCACUCCGAGAAGGUGUUAGCAAUGCCGCAGUAGUGAGUGCCAAACUCAAGUUGUUUGCUUUCGGAGGUACCAGCGUCAGUCAUGACAAGCUCCCCAAGGUUCAGUGUUAUGAUCAAUGUGAAAACAGGUGGACGGUACCAGCCACCUGUCCCCAGCCCUGGCGUUACACAGCAGCAGCUGUGCUGGGCAACCAGAUUUUCAUUAUGGGGGGAGACACAGAGUUCUCCGCUUGCUCUGCUUACAAAUUCAACAGUGAGACUUACCAGUGGACCAAAGUGGGAGAUGUGACGGCAAAGCGCAUGAGCUGUCACGCUGUGGCCUCCGGAAACAAACUCUACGUGGUAGGAGGCUAUUUUGGCAUUCAGCGAUGCAAAACUUUGGACUGCUAUGAUCCGACACUAGAUGUGUGGAACAGCAUAACCACAGUCCCAUACUCGCUGAUUCCUACCGCAUUUGUCAGCACCUGGAAACACCUGCCUUCGUAAACCUCACUUCCAAAAGAAAGUGAGCAUGAGCUCACUCCAUCACUUAGUGAGACAAAUGAUAUUUCUGCUCUGGAGAGGUCACGUUAACAAAGAGGAAGAAGAAAAAGAAGUUGCUAUCAAACUCCAUUACAAUCUGCUGCACCUUGUAAAUGAUGGAACUGGACAUGAAGGAAAGGGGUGGGGGUGGGGUGGGAUUUUCAGUGCAAAUAGCACAUGGUUUAAAUAUGAAUGAAUGAACCUGUGAUCUAGUCCUUGUCUUGUAAUUGUGGAUUAAUGUCAGCGUUAAUCAGCCCCUUAAAAGAGAGAAAAGCCGGACCUUUUCCCUUGCUGUACCAUAUUCAGCACUUGAUUUCCAUGGGCUCCACCAUUUAUGUGUAAAAUUUGAAAUGGUUGUCACCUCUCUCUGAGGAGCAAGCUUGAAGCCUCCACACCAGCUGCUGUUGGAGAGUGAAAACCCAGUCGUGGGGCCAGAAGGGGAGCUGCAGAGCCAGGACCACUGGAUUCACCACUAAUUUCUGAGGGGCUGUGCUCCCCAGGAAGGUCGCUGAACAAUGGGGAGCUUGUGGGUAGCCAUUUGGUGGAUGUUCUUUUCUAUUUAUAAGGGACUUUAAGCUUUCCCUUGGCUGUUAAGAUGUUCGUGAUAGAUUUAGCUAUUUAUUGUUGAUGCCUGCAUGCUGAAACAAUGCUUACAGUUGUCUUCACGUGUAUGGACGUGUGUGAAUGGUUGUGUGUUUUGCACUUUUUGUGGCUGUUGUGCUUUGCUGCACAGAAUGAAAACUUUUGAGUGACAAUUGGACUUUAACUGGAGGGUGGGUUGGGAGGGGGGAUUUUGCAAAUGUCAGGACAGGGAAGGGUUACAAGACAGAAAUGUAAAUUACAUCCUAGAGAUAGAGGACGCAUGGAGGUCACUUUUCUUAGACUCACCCACUUUAAUGGGGUUUCCUAGGCUGUGGUCAUGCUGAUGGCUGAUGGGGUGAAGGGAGGCUUCCUUCUGCCUUUCUCUUUCCUGUCUGUUUUACCCAAUUCAGUCUCAGCUACCGAAAAUUGGAAAGGACCAAAUCGCUUUGCAGUCUUUCUUCGUUUAAUAUCCUGAAAUCCUGGAAAAUGCUGGGGAAUCAUUCUGUAUAUAGGGCACAGGUGAAGGCAUUGUCCAAAGUUUAUUUAUUUAUUUAUUACUCUAUUCGCAUGCUUUGCCACAGCUGCAGUGAGUGGGAAAAACAAGAAUCAUUGAGUAAAUCAGUUCACUCACUAGAUGUCCUUGGCCUGGACUCAUUGUUCUCUAUUCUUGCUGUCCGAUUGGGCAAAUGCUAAAAGUUCUCCAAGAUGACGUUCAAAUUGGUGCAAAGGUAUACCUUAGUGCUUGCCCUUAGGUAAGGCUGUAAAACAACUCUUUGGUGCACAAAAGGAACCCAGGUUGGCCUGGACACACCAAAGAUCUGUCAGCAGUGGCCCCUGAUGAGAGGUUUUUCCAGGAUGCUUGGGAGUCAGUUGUGAAUACAUUCUUUCCUAGUUCGAGUGCUUGUUUACUAAAACUGUGCCGUGAUAGGUAUUAGUGCUAGAUUCAAGUAGGUGCUUCCCCAGAGGCGUCUGGGGAAGACCAACGUUUGCAACUCGCACUGCUUUUGUCAAUGUUUUUCACAUUACUGUAUUUUAGAAAAUAGGGUUUAAGGCUGAUGCAAACCUUUUACAUUGUGAGUGUGUGUGUCUCUAACAACAGAUAAAUCCUUAACAUUUCUCUCCACCUGAAUAUUUUAGGCUAAAUUGUCCAUGUCCGUCCAUGCUAUGAGUAAGUGGGCUAUAGUUGGACCAAAAAAAAAAUGAGCCGAUGGAAUAAAAAAGAUCAGUCUUUUCCAGCAGUCUGUCCCUCAUUCCUAGAUUUGUUCUAAGCAAUGCAAAUGUCUAAUUGUGCCCUGACGGCAUAGUCGGUGUUAUAUUGUAGCAGUUGCAGCUCUGUAGUUUAUGAUGCAAAUCUGCCGAGAUGAGUGUGUGUCACUGGCUUCUGAAAGCCGGGUGAGUUUUCUGCAGCUGUUUCAAAGUUGUGGUCUGUCCUUGAAUCCUCUGUUAAUUACUGUGUGUGAGCCAGAGGGAGCCAUGGUCAGGGUGGGCCCCCAGCCCGCAGGGAAGUUUCUGGACUCCCGCUUUUUGAAUUGAUGUGGGCAUUUGGGCUCACUACUUGACCAUUCUUGCCCUGUGAAACGUCCCAUGCUUUGAAGCAAAUACAAUUCACAGCACAGUGCACACAAAAAACUUGGCAUAAGACAGAGAAGGUUCUUCUUAUUCUAUGGACUGGUUGCUGUGGAAACGGAUAACAAAGGGCAGCCUUCCACUUCUGGUAUAAUUGUGUAGCCCCCUUUUCUCUGGGCUUGACACCUGUCUGAAUAAGAGUGAUUAGAGCUGAAUAAUAUCCCUCUCUUGGCUAUUGAAUAUGUGGUUCACGUACAAAACUCUGUGUAAGUCAAAGAAGUAAAGUUUUCAUGUUCACAUGUAUUUGUUUGCUACUACUAUGGUUUUGAGGUUUUGUAAAACUUAUUUUUUUUUUUCACAAUGUGAAACUGAAGGUCAAAUAAAUUAUUAGAGAUUUUCUCUUCA